Molecule: messenger RNA, 432 nt
Organism: Pochonia chlamydosporia 170
Lineage: Eukaryota; Fungi; Ascomycota; Sordariomycetes; Hypocreales; Clavicipitaceae
Exons: 1
Coding region: 1-432 (143 amino acids)
Source: RefSeq, a predicted model, not a curated record
AUGCCGAGAACGCUUGCGCAAUCAGUUCAACCCAGCAGUACCAUAUGCCGAGGCGCAAGCAAUUUAUCAUCUCAUGCUGCUUCACAGCCCAGCCAAGAUUGCAAAUACCUCCACACAUCUUGCUCUGAGGCCGCCAACCGCAGUCAAUUACGUAGCCACCACGGUGUCCAUUCCAUCCCAGAUCAAUUGAUCCAAAACCUCACGGCAAAUGCUCCGAACCAGCCGAUCGGACACCCAACUCCUUGCACUAGUACAGGGGUCUCCAGCUUGGCUUUCUGGACCUUAUCGCGGGUGCGUGCCGGGCCAGAUCGGGUUUUUAUGGAUGCCAAGCAAACGAGUGUGUUGCCUUUGAUGUUGUACCUUGGCAACGUGGUAGAUUGGUGUCUGGUGUGGCAUAUGGAAUACAGCAUCUCAUGGACAAUUGAUUGUUGA